Actinia tenebrosa (Australian red waratah sea anemone) is the source of this 1547-nucleotide messenger RNA. Its product is annotated as solute carrier family 25 member 3. The record is from RefSeq and is a predicted model, not a curated record. Gene Ontology annotation, biological process: mitochondrial phosphate ion transmembrane transport. Lineage: Eukaryota; Metazoa; Cnidaria; Anthozoa; Actiniaria; Actiniidae. Gene Ontology annotation, molecular function: phosphate transmembrane transporter activity. Gene Ontology annotation, cellular component: mitochondrial inner membrane.
GUUUCGAGCUUUCUUUCUCUUGUUCACCGAACACGAAGACCCGAAAAGAUCAAAGUUUCUUCCAAAUUCUUACCGGAUUUGACCAGAAAAACACCACGAUCGAACAUGUUCUCGAGGUUCCUAGACACAGCAAAGAACAGUCCCUUUGGUAGCCCUGAGACAAUUGAAAACCUUUCUACAGAUGUGGCACCGAUGAGGAAUUCUCGAAGACUCAUGGCUUCAGCCGCCGCUGAGGAGACAAGCUGUGAGUUUGGCAGCAUGAAAUACUAUGCAUUAUGUGGAUUUGGUGGUAUCUUGAGCUGUGGUAUCACACAUACGGCUGUUGUACCUCUUGAUUUGGUCAAGUGCAGAAUACAGGUUGACCCUGCCAAGUAUCGCAACAUUGUUCAUGGAUUCAAAGUUACAUACGGUGAAGGAGGUGCGAGAGGUCUUGCUAAAGGUUGGGCACCAACAUUUAUUGGUUACUCAAUGCAAGGCCUCUGCAAGUUUGGCUUUUAUGAAGUAUUUAAGAUCCUUUAUGGAAAUCUUAUGGGAGAGGAAAAAUCAUAUCUUUACCGAACAUCCCUGUACCUGGCGGCAUCUGCCAGUGCUGAAUUCUUUGCAGACAUUGCUCUUGCUCCCAUGGAGGCUGUAAAGGUAAAGAUCCAGACCACCCCUGGAUGGGCUAACACCCUUAGAGAAGGUGUGCCUAAGUUAUGGGCUGAUGAAGGAGUAAGAGGAUUUUACAAAGGUCUUCCUCCACUAUGGAUGCGACAGAUCCCAUACACCAUGAUGAAGUUUGCUUGUUUUGAAAGAACAGUAGAGUUCUUGUACAAAUAUAUCGUACCUAAACCAAGGAGUGAUUGUUCCAAACCCGAACAGCUUGUCGUCACAUUUGCUGCUGGUUAUAUUGCUGGUGUAUUUUGUGCCAUUGUCUCCCAUCCUGCUGACACAGUGGUAUCCAAGCUAAACAACCAGCCAGGAAGCUCCCCAAUGCAGGCUGCCAGAGAGCUUGGAAUGGCUGGUUUGUGGAAGGGUCUUGGCCCCCGUAUCGUCAUGAUUGGCACCCUGACUGCCCUACAGUGGUUCAUCUACGACUCGGUGAAGGUCUUCUUCCGUCUGCCACGCCCACCACCACCAGAAGAACCUGAAAGCUUGAAGAGGAAGCGCCUUCAGCAGCAGGCUGCCUAAAGGAGCUUAAUUUUACCCUUGAUCCCCUUCACCUCUGUUCUAUUUUUACCGACCUUUUGUGUUUUUUACCAGCUUCUUUUCUUAACUCAAAUAACUUGGAUUCUCUUUAUUAUUAUUGUUAUUAUACUGCUAUAGACCAUUUUGUCCGGUUCAAUGGUCAUGAAAUACCGUAAUAAUCGAUUGACUAGCACACAAUACAGCACAAAUGGGGGUUUCCAGUAAAUGCUAUAACUAAACUUCGUUUGAUAUAAAUAGAAAAUACCUGGAUUGAAUGAAUGUUAUGGAAUGAGGUGAAUGACUGACCAUAUAUGGUCAAAGUGUGGAUAUUCUCAUUGGAUUUGACAUGCGCAAUUAAAUAAAAAAUAACAAAUAAAGUA